AGUAACAACUCAUGUCCGCUUAGCCGAGAUUAUACGUUUAACUGGACACGUUGCAUGUGUAAUGUCAAGAUGUCCUAUCUGUCAUAUGCAUCUUUAUAAAAUUAUAUCAGUAUACAUAAGUGUGUGUCAAUGUAUUAGCAUGGAGAAACUUAUUUUAAUAACGUUACAUGUAUCGUCUGCUGGCCAGUGAUGAAAGCGACAUUCGCUUGCACACGUAACAUGUAAGAUACAGAUGUAGUGUCGUUUCAUUUUAAAGAUGCCUUCCUCACAGAAAAGGUUUAGUUUUUGCGAUGUUUACCGAACUCGAGCAUGACAGCAGAAUGAGUCAGAAGAAUGCGAGUCCGAUGAGAGCUUUUGGGUUUUAGGGCUGUCAUCUGUCUAUUGACAUCAUUGUCCUUUUGCCCUCGAUCUUAACGAGUCUAUGUUCACUGGGUGCAUCAUAAAUAAAGAUCAUAAAUGAUUCCUCGGCCGUAUAAGCGCAUAAUGGAAUCAGUUGAUUUCAUUACGUCAGUAGGGAAGAGGAAUCCCGGGGUGCCAGUAAGCGAUCUUGCGCAAGACAUCAUAACAAGAGGCCGAUUGUAAAAGCCAAACCGCAUGAAGAAGAGCCAUCACCCCGUGAAACACUUGAGAUAGUCUCGGGGAGCGAAUGACGGCGUUUUUAAACAAGGUGUGCCUACCACAAAAGUUCAACUAAACUUACAAAGUUAUAUACAACCACCUAAUACCAAACGCUGGCGUGUAGAGAGGAAGUUUGGAGGGCAAGAGAGAGCAAAAGAGUUAUAAAUCUCUGCUGGAGGACCCCAUGCUGCGCUUCUCAGGACUCUAUCAGGAGAGCUGCUCUGACCUCUACGUCACCUGUCAGGUGUUUGCUGAGGGCAAACCUCUCGCCCUGCCCGUACGGACCUCCUACAAGGCCUUCAGCACUCGCUGGAAUUGGAAUGAGUGGCUUAAGUUGCCAGUGAAGUACCCUGACCUGCCUCAGAGUGCCCAGGUGGCUCUAACUGUGUGGGAUGUGUAUGGACCCGGCCGUGCCACACCUGUUGGGGGAACUACAGUCACUCUGUUUGGGAAAUAUGGAAUGUUCCGGCAAGGUAUGCACGAUCUGAAGGUGUGGCCAGGCGUAGAGGGUGACGGCUGUGAGCCCACUAAUACGCCAGGAAGGACCAGCAGCACUCUGGCAGAAGACCAGAUGGGCCGUCUGGCUAAGCUAACAAAGGCUCAUCGUCAGGGUCACAUGGUUAAAGUAGACUGGCUGGAUCGCUUGACGUUCAGAGAGAUUGAGAUGAUCAAUGAGAGUGAAAAACGUAGUUCUAAUUUCAUGUACCUGAUGGUGGAAUUCCCCCGGGUCAAAAGUGGAGAGCGAGAAUACAGCAUCGUCUAUUAUGAAAAGGAUGCAGAUGAUUCCUCCCCAUUGCCAACCAGUUCAGAUAUUGUAAAAGUUCCCGACCCUCAGAUGUGCAUGGAGAACCUUGUAGAGAGUAAACACCAUAAACUGGCCCGUAGGUUACGAAGUGGACCAUCCGACCACGAUCUCAAACCUAACGCGGCCACACGAGAUCAACUCAAUAUCAUAGUGAGCUACCCACCCACUAAACAGCUGAGCUCAGAGGAACAGGACCUUGUGUGGAAGUUCAGAUACUACCUCACCACACAGGAGAAGGCCUUGACAAAGUUCCUGAAGUGUGUGAACUGGGAUCUGCCCCAGGAGGCCAAACAGGCCCUGGAGUUACUGGGAAAGUGGAGGCCGAUGGAUGUGGAGGACUCCCUGGAGCUGUUGUCCUCUCAGUUCACCAACCCCACAGUCAGACGCUACGCUGUUGCGAGGCUGCAGCAGGCUGACGAUGAGGAUCUUUUAAUGUACUUACUACAGCUGGUGCAGGCGUUGAAAUAUGAAAACUUCAAUGAUAUCCAGGGUGGUUUGGAGCCUGCCAGUAAGAGAGACAGCCAGGGGGAUCUGGGAGAGAGUUCAACGCUAGGUGAUCUGGACAGUUCACAGAUGGUGCCUGCUAUCACAGCGACGCCCAGCUCACAGAAAGGCAAAGAGGGAGCAGAUGCUGAGAAUCUGGAGCAAGAUCUGUGCACCUUUCUCAUAUCACGUGCCUGCAAGAACUCAACACUGGCAAACUAUUUGUAUUGGUAUGUAAUUGUGGAGUGUGAGGAUCAGGACACGCAGCAGAGAGACCCAAAGACCCAUGACAUGUAUCUCAAUGUAAUGAGGAGGUUCAGUCAGGCUCUGCUCAAGGGCGAUAAGAGCGUGAGAGUGAUGCGCUCCCUGCUGGCCUCUCAGCAGACUUUUGUAGACAGACUAGUGCAACUCAUGAAGGCUGUUCAGCGAGAGAGCGGAAACCGCAAGAAGAAGACGGAGCGGUUGCAGGGUCUGUUGGCUGAUAAUGAGAAGGUGAAUCUGUCGGAGAUCGAGCCCAUUCCCCUCCCACUGGAACCUCAGAUCCGCAUCAAAGGCAUCAUACCUGAGACUGCCACGCUCUUUAAGAGUGCUCUGAUGCCAGCUAAGCUCAUCUUUAAGACAGAGGAUGGGGAGCAGUAUCCUGUCAUCUUUAAACAUGGAGAUGACCUGAGACAGGACCAGCUCAUCCUGCAGAUUAUUUCACUCAUGGACAAGCUUCUGAGAAAAGAGAAUCUGGACCUAAAAUUAACACCAUACAAAGUUCUGGCGACCAGCACCAAACACGGUUUUAUGCAGUUUGUGCAGUCAGUGCCUGUGGCUGAAGUUUUGGCCACUGAAGGCAACAUUCAGAGUUUCUUUCGGAAACAUGCUCCAAAUGACAAGGGCCCAUACGGCAUCAGCUCUGAAGUCAUGGACACAUAUGUUAAAAGCUGUGCGGGCUAUUGUGUCAUCACCUAUAUUCUGGGAGUGGGAGACAGACAUCUAGACAACCUGCUUCUCACUAAGACUGGGAAGCUGUUUCAUAUAGAUUUUGGAUAUAUUCUGGGCCGUGACCCUAAACCUCUGCCACCACCCAUGAAACUGAGCAAGGAGAUGGUGGAAGGGAUGGGGGGAAUGCAGAGUGAACAAUACCAGGAGUUCAGGAAACAGUGUUACACUGCAUUCCUACACCUGCGCAGAUAUUCCAAUCUUAUUCUAAAUUUGUUCUCUCUGAUGGUGGAUGCUAAUAUUCCAGACAUUGCACUUGAGCCUGACAAAACCGUAAAGAAGGUUCAGGACAAGUUCCGAUUGGACCUCUCGGAUGAGGAGGCGGUGCAUUACAUGCAGAGUCUGAUUGAUGAGAGUGUAGGGGCGCUGUUUGCUGCUGUGGUUGAGCAGAUACACAAAUUUGCACAGUAUUGGCGCAGAUGAGGUGGAGGCUGGUUCUCACAAUGCACGACAGACGGAUGGACCGCAAACACAAGUGAACGAUGGAGAAGAGAUGGACAGGUGCCAAGGCCACGCUUGUGAUGUUGUGUACUCACAAAGUCUCAACUGUAAAAAUCGAAAUACCUUUGUAUAUAUUAUUUAAAAUUGUAAUAAUUCACUUCAUGUAAAAAGACAGCCAAAUAAAUAUUCAAACUUUAGCA
Messenger RNA from Triplophysa rosa, 3534 nucleotides. It is a transcript of the gene pik3c3, whose product is annotated as phosphatidylinositol 3-kinase, catalytic subunit type 3. The record is from RefSeq and is a predicted model, not a curated record. Gene Ontology annotation, molecular function: 1-phosphatidylinositol-3-kinase activity. The transcript has 25 exons. The coding region runs from base 803 to 3316 and encodes 837 amino acids. Gene Ontology annotation, cellular component: peroxisome; phagophore assembly site; phosphatidylinositol 3-kinase complex, class III, type II. Gene Ontology annotation, biological process: phosphatidylinositol-3-phosphate biosynthetic process; autophagosome assembly; phosphatidylinositol-mediated signaling. Lineage: Eukaryota; Metazoa; Chordata; Actinopteri; Cypriniformes; Nemacheilidae.